GACCGCAGGUCUCUUCCCUUUCCCCACCUCCCCCUCCCCCUCCCCCUCCCUUGUCUCGUGCGCUUAUCAGCGACCGGCUGUGACGAAACGCCGUCAUCGACACUCGCCGAAGCCGCUCGGGGCCCAGCCAGUGCGACCGCAGUCGGGCUGCGAGUGAGCGAGCGAGUGGUAACAGGGGCCGCGGCCGGGCCUGCCACCGCGAGGAGCGACGCACGGACAUGGAGAGCGCCGCGUCGGCCGCGGCCUUCGCCAGCCGCGCCCACGCGCCGGAAGACGACCGCAACAUGUCGACGUUCGCGCGUCGUGACGGCACGUCCAGCCAGCACGGCGUGUCGUUCCAGUACCAGGUGGCGGCGCUGCUGCUGGCGCGCGCGCUGGCGCGCGACCCGGGGGCGCGCGUGGGCGCGGAGCACAAGCACGCGGGCGUGUUCGACGACGUGAGCGUGCACGUGCGCCCGGCGCCGGGCCGCGCGCCCGUGCUGCUGCUGCUGCAGCUCAAGCACAAGAGCGACAAGAGCAACGCGCCGCGCGUCGGCAGCCAGGCGCUGCGCGGCGACAGCGGCUCCUUUGCCGUGCGCAAGUACUACCGCGACACCUACUACGUGCUGUUCACGAACGCGGCGCUGCCCGAGGGCGCGCUGCUCGAGGCGCCGGUGGGGCCCGGGGCGCUGCCGCGCGCCGCCGCGCGCCUGCUGCACACCGGGUGCGGGCGCGGGCAGCCGCGCGUGCUGGCGCCGCACGCCGACCACCUGGCCGGCGAGGCGCGCGGCCCCGAGUUCCAGGCGCGCUUCCUCUGGCUCGGCUCGCAGGCCAGCGACGUCGAGCUGCUCGAGCUGCUGGCGCAGGAGCUGACGCAGCACAUGCGGCGCGUGCCGGGAGACCUGGCGGCGCGCGCGCGUGCGCUGGUGCACGCGGUGGAGGAGUGGUACGAGGCGACGGGUGACGUGCGCUACCUCACGGCCGACUGGGAGCCCUGGCGCCGCCUCGUUGUCCACGCGGACGCCGACGCCCCGCUACUGCGCGAGCUGCGCUUCCACGACGCGGAGAUCCGCAGGUGAGCAGGCG
This is a messenger RNA of Gryllus bimaculatus (two-spotted cricket), 1065 nucleotides long. Lineage: Eukaryota; Metazoa; Arthropoda; Insecta; Orthoptera; Gryllidae. The record is from the annotation of a GenBank genome assembly.